AUGACCCAAGAGAGCAAGCUUCAGAAACUGUCCUGGGAGUACAGGUUCUCUCCUCCAAGAUUAGCGCUGUACGUAUAUGAAUAUCUGCUCCAUGUAGGAGCACAGAAAUCGGCGCAGACGUUUUUAUCAGAGAUAAGAUGGGAAAAAAACAUCACACUGGGGGAGCCCCCAGGAUUCUUGCACUCCUGGUGGUGUGUAUUUUGGGAUCUCUACUGUGCAGCUCCAGAAAGACGAGAAACAUGUGAACAUUCAAGUGAAGCAAAAGCCUUUCAUGACUAUAGUGCUGCAGCAGCUCCCAGUCCAGUGCUAGGAAACAUACCCCCAGGAGAUGGCAUGCCAGUAGGUCCUGUACCACCGGGGUUUUUUCAGCCUUUCAUGUCCCCUCGGUACCCUGGAGGUCCAAGGCCACCUUUAAGAAUACCCAAUCAGGCACUCGGAGGUGUCCCAGGGAGUCAGCCAUUAUUGCCUAGUGGAAUGGACCCAACACGGCAGCAAGGGCAUCCAAACAUGGGUGGGCCAAUGCAGAGAAUGACUCCUCCAAGAGGAAUGGUUCCAUUAGGACCGCAGAACUAUGGAGGUGCAAUGAGACCCCCACUGAAUGCUUUAGGUGGCCCGGGGAUGCCUGGAAUGAACAUGGGUCCUGGGGGUGGUAGACCUUGGCCAAACCCAACCAAUGCCAAUUCUAUACCUUAUUCUUCAGCAUCUCCUGGGAACUAUGUGGGUCCUCCGGGAGGUGGAGGGCCACCAGGAACACCUAUCAUGCCUAGUCCUGCAGAUUCAACCAACUCUGGAGACAACAUGUACACUUUAAUGAAUGCAGUACCACCUGGACCCAACAGACCUAAUUUUCCAAUGGGGCCAGGGUCAGAUGGACCUAUGAGUGGACUGGGUGGAAUGGAUUCACAUCAUAUGAAUGGAUCAUUAGGCUCAGGAGACAUGGACAGUAUUUCCAAAAACUCUCCCAGUAAUAUGAGCAUGAGUAAUCAGCCUGGCACUCCCAGGGAUGACGGCGAGAUGGGGGGAAACUUCCUAAACCCUUUUCAGAGUGAGAGCUACUCCCCUAGCAUGACAAUGAGUGUGUGAUCCGUUAACAAGUCUCGCCAUGAAGACCACAGUGAGUUGGCCCUCUUCAGAGAGCUACUGCAGAAGAAAAUUAUUCAUCCCAGUGUACAGUCUAACAAAAGGAUCUCAGACACAAUCAGACCCACCUUUUUAUUUUCUGCCAUCUCCCCCGUUCUGUCAAGACAGUGGGUCCCAAACAUGAUUGAGGCAACUGUAAAGAGUGGCGUAACAGAACUGCCCAAGAUGGAACUGCAAACAAUUAUCUGUGUAUGUACAUGUGUGGGUUAAUGUAUAUGUAUGUGUGUGUGCUAUAGAAAUACACACAUACAUAUAUAGACCCACAGGACAUUGUAAAGUAUUAUGACAUGACAUCUUAAGUAGAAAUGAAAAGUAGGGACUUCUAUUCCAUUUUUUUUUUUCCACGUUUACAUUUUAAUUAUUAAAAUUUACUUUCCCUCUCCCCUCCUGAACUGUUUUAUGUUGCAUAUAUCACUGCUUUAUAAGUUAUUUUUUAAGGUGAACUGAAAUGAUAAAUUCUUCUGAUUUUGUAAAUGUCUGCCAUUAUGGUUAGGAAUAAAAUUGCUUAUAAGAGCUUUCAU
This is a messenger RNA of Charadrius vociferus (killdeer), 1661 nucleotides long. It is a transcript of the gene SSBP2, whose product is annotated as single-stranded DNA binding protein 2. Gene Ontology annotation, biological process: positive regulation of transcription by RNA polymerase II. NCBI's taxonomy places the organism in Eukaryota, Metazoa, Chordata, Aves, Charadriiformes, Charadriidae. The transcript is spliced from 17 exons. Bases 1 to 1083 code for a protein of 360 amino acids. Gene Ontology annotation, cellular component: nucleus. Gene Ontology annotation, molecular function: protein binding; single-stranded DNA binding. The record is from RefSeq and is a predicted model, not a curated record.